Molecule: messenger RNA, 615 nt
Organism: Puccinia graminis f. sp. tritici CRL 75-36-700-3
Lineage: Eukaryota; Fungi; Basidiomycota; Pucciniomycetes; Pucciniales; Pucciniaceae
Exons: 2
Coding region: 1-615 (204 amino acids)
Source: RefSeq, a predicted model, not a curated record
AUGGCAUUGAUCCAACGCAAUACCCAGGAACGUGAUCUCGCCUUCUUAAAAAUCCAGCAAGCGAUUCGAGAGGAUGACCUGUGGACGGCUGCUUGGUUUAUGUCCAAGUUUCUCAAGACACCGCACACCCUAUCAGCUAGCAAAAGGCAUUUGUUGCAACAAGAAUAUAGUCACCGAAUGAACCGUGUUCGAGACGCCGCAAAUCUGCUUGAAGAACUUGCGUGUAAACAUGCCAAGGAGGACCACAACGACUGGCUUGAGAAUGGAACUACAUUUACGACGGUUGAAGAAUCGAGCUUCAGGAAAAACGGAGAAAGAACGAUUGAUCGCCUGCUUGACGACAUCCGUGCCUAUAGUCGAUCCGCCGGUUACUUGCGCGCAAUCAUCAACAUGGAGGCCAGGCUGACCUCUGCAAAGGAUGGGGAGGUAUUUGAACUGGAGGCGAUGGGGCCAAGCCCUGGCGUGAAGAAUCUUGAAAAGUUGAAGAAAAUACCCACUGAUUUAGUUUUCCGGACCAGUUUGGAUAUGUCGGAGCUUGACUGGGAAGUCAUCCGUCCCGAAGAGGUUUGUCAAGGGGAUUAUCAGGGUCGGCAAUGGACGACACCGAAUAAUUGA